AUACGAACGUUCUGAUCUUUCCUUUCGAAAUUUUGAUCGUUACGUUCAGUUUGGUUCAUCAUGAACUCAGAAGCUAUAAUUCGGAAGAAAUGGGUCGUCGUUGGCGAUGGAUGUUGCGGCAAAACAUGCCUACUUAGAGUCUUUUGCAAAGAUCAGUUCCCAGAUGUGUACAUUCCAACAGUUUUCGAAAACUACGUGGCCGGCAUUGAAGUAGAUGAAAAGAUUGUAGAACUGGCUCUCUGGGAUACGGCCGGUCAAGAAGGAUACGACAGACUUCGACCUCUUUCGUAUCGAGAUACCAACGUGAUCCUGAUAUGUUUCAGCAUUGACUGCCCGGAUAGUCUGGAGAAUAUCUCUGAAAAGUGGAAUCCAGAGGUAAAGCAUUUUUGUCCCGAUGUUCCAGUCAUUGUGGUGGGUAACAAGAAAGACGUCAGGAAUCGCAACGAGUUGUCAAGCUUCUUAGGCAAGCAAGUGACCUUUGGGGAAGGAUAUGGAAUGGCUCAGAAGAUUGGGGCCUACGGUUAUGCCGAAUGUUCAGCAAAAACCAAAGAAGGCGUCAGGGAUUUGUUUGAGAUGGCUGCUCGGGCUGCGAUGUACGGAAGACGGAGAAGGCAUUUUUGUUGCUUGUUUUGACAAGAAUCGCCUUUUUAUGUCCUAAAGUGGCUACUUAGCGAAGAGACCGAUCAUUCAUCGAAUUUCAGAAUUUGGUUGCUAAUUUUGCUUCGAUUGAAGUUUACUUUUAAAAAUCAAAUAUCCAUUUCUGUUAAACAGAUAACAUCUGUUUUAUCUUCAAACUAGUAUUUAUAUUUCAUUUAUCAUGCGAAGAAGGUGUUAAGGACUGAGUAAUCAAAGAAAAUUUAUGAUAUGUAUCGCUAUGAAAUCUGAAGUUUCAUUUUUAAUGAGUAUUUUAGAGAUUAAAGUUGCA
Molecule: messenger RNA, 925 nt
Organism: Argiope bruennichi
Lineage: Eukaryota; Metazoa; Arthropoda; Arachnida; Araneae; Araneidae
Product: rho-related GTP-binding protein RhoA-B-like
Exons: 1
Coding region: 61-633 (190 amino acids)
Biological process (GO): small GTPase-mediated signal transduction
Molecular function (GO): GTPase activity; GTP binding
Source: RefSeq, a predicted model, not a curated record